AUGUUGGAAAAUAUACAUCUCGCACAAGAGCUCCUUAGACAAUACAAUCGUAAGAGAGUUGCUUCUAGAUGCCUUUUCAAAAUAGAUCUUAAGAAAGUGUAUGAUUCGGUCAAUUGGGAAUUUCUCAAGAAUAUGUUACACGACUUUGGAUUUCCAAUGAAUUUUAUUGGUUGGGUGAUGGAAUGUAUUUCUACUCCUUCAUAUUUUAUUACUCUCAAUGGAAGCCUUCAUGGAUUUUUUAAAGGGAAAAAGGGUCUUCGUCAAGCAAGUUCAAUUAUCAGUGGCCCUUUAAAGAUUACACAUUUGGCAUUUGCGGAUGAUUUGAUGCUCUUUGGAUUAAGGAUGAAUAUUAGCAAGUCCAGCUUGUAUACAGCAGGGGUUCAUGGGCAAGAGCUUGAGAAGAUAUUUUAG
This is a messenger RNA of Olea europaea var. sylvestris, 411 nucleotides long. RefSeq lists its product as uncharacterized. The coding region runs from base 1 to 411 and encodes 136 amino acids. NCBI's taxonomy places the organism in Eukaryota, Viridiplantae, Streptophyta, Magnoliopsida, Lamiales, Oleaceae. The transcript has 3 exons. The record is from RefSeq and is a predicted model, not a curated record.